AAACAGACAGUUGACGCUACAGCAGCAGACGACGACGUUUUGAACUACAACAUGAUUUUCAUUGCAGCAUUUUUGAUUGGUGUAGUCACCUCAAUUCCUCUCAGUGAGCGAUAUUGUGACGACACAACGAGCCUGGCCUUGGUAUACGGCCUAAAUGAAAAGUCUGUUGAGAACAGACCAUUCAGUGAGUUCAUGAGACUUCUGGAGAUCGAUCUCAACGACAUCCUCAGCAAAGAAGACUUGCUGAUCCUGCUGGGAGAUCGAUGUAGAAGUAAAUCCCUGACGCUUGAUUGGCUGCUUACACAAGCAGAGACCGCAUGUCCACACCCACACAAGAUAAGGAGCAUUAUUGAACCAAGUGGCGUCAUCUGUCAUCAAAAUGGCGACUUGACUGAACUAACCAAAAAUGCUCUCGGAUCCUUUGUACGGGUGAAUAAAUCAAUUGAAUGUUCAUCCGCAUACAAUAACAUAAUGACGGACUGUGAGACGGAUGCCCUGUUUGACGUUGCUGUUCCUUUGUAUCCUGAACGGACGUUGGAAACUGACAUGGAAACAAAAAACAUUCAAAGCAAAGCUGCAAUCCGCUGUAUGUUACCUCGGGUACAAAGCCUGGCUCCUGGUUGUGGAACCGUUGCAGACCUUAAGACGUACUCGCUUGUGUCGGAACUCCUACAAAAACAACCUUUCAAACUCCGAGGGGAGGUGGAAUUUGAAGACUUUGCCGACCUCAUGGCAUAGAUAUGAAAAAUGAAAGUCAAAAUCAUUUCAUUCAAGUAAUUUUAAAAAUCAGUCUUAAAUCUUUAUUGCAUUUCAAAAAAGAAAAACUUUCCACUUUCAUAAAUUCAUCAAUUUCGUUCUAUCAAAAAAUUAUUCGAAAUUUGUAUAUUUUUACUUUUCGAGUGCUGAUUUCUUCUUCGCAUGUGACUGAACUUCUUUUUCUGUGUAAACAAUUUGCUAUGAUAUUUCAUGUUUGAUUUAUUUCUGAAAAAUAAACAUCCUUCGGUUUACUUAGUUUCCGAUUUACGCAUAUUUAUGGCUUCCUGAUGAAGAUCAAUAUUUGUAUGUUUUGUUGAACGACAAACCUUUAAAUAACCUGCAGCUGCUGUGUCAGGAAUACUGCAUUUGCUGGCAGAAGACUGAUAGAGAGCUUUGGAUACUGCAUAAAUCAAAUUUGAAAAUCAAAUCAAAUUUUUCAAAAGAGGAUAAAAUAUGCUCUAUCUAUGGCGCAACUAUCGAAACCUUAGUUUAGGAAAAACCUGAAGUUUACCUAACAGAUUACGUAACAAUAAAACGCAAUAAAAUAUUAAUAAAUGCUGUAAAAUAGUU
This is a messenger RNA of Ylistrum balloti, 1326 nucleotides long. RefSeq lists its product as uncharacterized. The transcript is spliced from 5 exons. The record is from RefSeq and is a predicted model, not a curated record. The coding region runs from base 52 to 738 and encodes 228 amino acids. Lineage: Eukaryota; Metazoa; Mollusca; Bivalvia; Pectinida; Pectinidae.